Messenger RNA from Epithele typhae, 1479 nucleotides. RefSeq names its product cytochrome P450. The transcript has 3 exons. Bases 1 to 1479 code for a protein of 492 amino acids. The record is from RefSeq and is a predicted model, not a curated record. Gene Ontology annotation, molecular function: iron ion binding; oxidoreductase activity, acting on paired donors, with incorporation or reduction of molecular oxygen; heme binding. Lineage: Eukaryota; Fungi; Basidiomycota; Agaricomycetes; Polyporales; Epitheliaceae.
AUGACGUUUCUUCCCUCCAACACCGUCCUUGAUGUUUCAGUUCUUCUCUUCCUUGCUACUUGCAUUGGCGCUUACCGCCUCCUCUGCGUACCCUCACACCUCCGGCACAUACCCGCGGUACCCAUCUUCCCGACCCUCGCCAGCUACAUCUCGGGCGAAGUGGAGGAACAACGCGUCAAACGCCUCAUCCUCCCGUUCGCAGACUCGAAGGAAACCGACGUCGUGCUCGUCUACUGCCUCGGGAACUGGAUGGUCCAGGUGCUCGAGUCUAAGCUCGGCAAGCAGCUGCUGGAGAACCCGACGGUCUGGAAGCAGGAACAGUCCAAGGACAUCCUCCUCUGGCGGUUCAUCGGGAACAACAACGUCUUCAUGGCCAACGGCGAGAUGGGCAAGCGCCACGCGCGCAUCGUGCGCGACUCGAUCAACAAGACGAUGCCGGUCGACGUGUUCACGUCUCUCUCGCGCACUGCGCUCGAUCUUAUCGGUGACGGCGGCCGCGUCCGCUGGGACGACUUCGCCAAUCGGUACACGCUCGACGCGUUCGGCAUUGGCGUCAUUGGCUACGACUUCCAGGCCCUCGCCGACCCCGAUGGUCACUUCGUCCAGCGCUACCACGAGGUCAUGAAUGCGAUUGCGAACCCACUCUACGUCGGCCUGCCGGUGCUCGAGCGCUGGCUCCCACGGCGGGGCGUGCAGAAGAUGAUCGACUCGUUCGUGACGGAUCUGUGCAAGAUCCUGGACGAGAAGAAGAAGAGCCCGGGCAACGACGUCAUUACGUACAUGUUCCAGGAGCCGGAGAUGACGGAGCUCGAGUAUCGGGACAACACAAUCGUCAUGUUUGUCGCUGGCCACGAUACCACCGCGGGCGCCAUCUCCUCCGCCGCCUUCUUCCUCGGCCUGUAUCCCGAAAUCCAGGAGCGCGUGCGCGAGGAGGUCAUCGCCGUCAUGGGCUACGACGAGCCCACCGCAGAUCAUUUCAACCGCAUGCCCUACCUCAACGCCGUCCUCCGCGAGUCCAUGCGCACCAACACGCCCUCGAACAUCACCCUCCCGCGCAUCUCGGACGAGCCCGUGCGGAUCGGGUCCUACACCGUCCCGCCCGGGACCCCGAUGUGCUUCAACAUCUGCGCCGCGCACCACAACCCCCGCACGUGGUGCACGCCCGCGGCCUUCGACCCGACCCGCUUCCUGCACGACGCCGAGGCGAACGCGGGCGCGGGCGGGACGGGCACGGGCGAGGCCGCGCACUGGGCGACGUUCGGGCUCGGGCCGCGCCGGUGCCUCGCGCGCAACUUCUCGAUCUUCGAGCAGCGGGUGCUGCUCAGCAUGCUCAUCCGCGAGUUCCGCUGGAGCGUGCCCGCGGACUCGCCGCACCGGCAGCGGAUCCGGAACGGGCUCUCCGUCUUCGCGCUCAGCCUGCCCGAGAACCUCGAGCUCGACUUCGUCCGCCUCGGCGAGGAGAAGGGCCGCUGGCUGUAG